UCUAGCGCCGCCGUCUGUGUUCGUGUCCAAAAUAAGCACGAGCGCAUCCACCGCGGGUAGCUUAGCCUCCAAAGCUAACCAUGGUGAACGUAAAGAAGCGGAAAGGUCGGGUCGUCAUCGAUUCCGACUCGGAAGACAGCGCCAGCGAUGACAAUUUAGAUCAGGAGCUGCUGAGUUUGGCCAAGAGGAAGCGCGUGGACUCUGAGGAACCGGAGGAACCCGUCAGCAAACCUGCGGCUUCUACGGACUCCGAGACGUCCGACAGCGAUGACGAGUGGACUGUCGGAGGCACCAAGGCCAAGAAAAAGGCGAAGCCCGGUAAAGGACCGGAUAAAAAGAACCCCACCAAGAAGAAAGUGAGCAAAGCGGCUUCCUCAGGGAGCUCAGAUGGAGACAGUUCUGCUGAGAGCUCUGCCCCAGAGGAGGGCGAGGUGUCCGACUCGGAGAGCAACAGCUCCUCCUCUAGCUCGGAUUCAGACUCGUCCUCAGAGGACGAAGUGUUCCGGGACGGAUACGGAGAUGAUCUGAUGGGAGACGAGGAGGACCGGGCACGGCUGGAGCAGAUGACUGAGAAAGAGAGAGAGCAGGAGCUUUUCAACCGUAUUGAGAAGAGAGAGGUGCUCAAACGCAGGUUCGAAAUCAAACAAAAACUAAAGACUGAAAAGAAGAAGGUUAAAGAAGAGAAGAAGAAAAAGAAGCAAGAGGAGGAACAGGAGAAGAAAAAGCAGUCUCAGGUUACAGACACUCAGGUGGUGAUGUCCCAUAAUAAAGAGAGGAGGUCAAAGAGAGACGAGAAGCUGGACAAGAAGUCACAGGCCAUGGAGGAGCUGAAAGCCGAGCGAGAGAAGAAGAAGAACAGAACAGCUGAGCUCCUCACCAAGCGACAGCCUCUAAAGGCCAGCGACGUGUAUUCUGACGACGAGGAGGAGGAAGAGGAAGACGACGACAAGUCCUCAGUAAAGAGCGACCGCAGCUCGAGGUUAUCGUCCUCUGAUGAAGAAGAGGAGAGAGAGGCCACGCCCCCAAAGUCUCAGCCGGUGUCGUUGCCGGAGGAGCUGAACCGCAUCCGUCUUUCACGGCACAAACUGGAGCGCUGGUGUCACAUGCCCUUUUUCGCUAAAACGGUCACCGGGUGCUUCGUCCGAAUUGGCAUCGGCAACUGCAGCAGCAAACCUGUCUACAGGGUGGCUGAGAUCGUAGAUGUGGUGGAAACGGGCAAAGUCUACCAGCUCGGCUCGACGCGAACUAACAAGGGUCUGCAGUUACGACACGGCAACGAUACCCGGGUGUUUCGGCUCGAGUUUGUGUCCAAUCAGGAGUUCACAGAGAGCGAGUUCAUGAAGUGGAAAGAAGCGAUGCACGGUGCAGGAAUGCAGAUUCCCACCCUGGACGAAAUCACUAAAAAGGAGCAGUCUAUCAAAGAAGCCGUCAACUAUAAAUUCAACGACAAAGACAUUGAGGAUAUCGUAAAGGAGAAGGACAGAUUCCGGAAAGCACCUCCGAACUACGCCAUGAAGAAGACGCAGCUUUUCAAAGAAAAGGCAAUGGCGGAGGAGAGUGGUGAUGGUGAUAAGGUGAAGAUGUUGCAGGAUCAGCUGAAUGAGCUGGAAGAGAGAGCUGAAGCAUUAGACAGACAGAGAACUAAAAACAUUUCUGCCAUCAGCUACAUCAACCAGAGGAACCGGAGCUGGAACAUCGUGGAGUCUGAGAAAGCCUUAGUGGCUGAAGGUCAGAACUCCAAAAACCAGCAAAUGGACCCGUUCACCAGGCGGCAGUGCAAACCUACCAUGGUGUCCAAUGCCAGAGACCCAUCAGUCCACGCUGCUAUUCUUGCCCAUCUUAAUCAGAAAUACGGUUCAGGUUCCGGCCAAGACAACUCGCAGCAGGUCAACAAACAGCAGGGUCCGGCAAAUCUGAGGGAUAAAGAUGUCACAAAAACCACCAGCGACCUCUCAGAGGACCUGUUCAAAGUACAUGACUUCGAUGUCAAAAUCGACUUGCAGGUCCCCAGUGCUGAGACAAAGUCCCUGUCUGUGAGCUCCAACUCCCUGCCGGUGAAGGACGGGGCUCCUCGCCGCUCACUCAACCUGGAGGACUACAAGAAGAGACGAGGCCUCAUCUGACGCUCCCGUCUUCCUGCCUUCCCUCCAUUUAACCCCUGCAUGUGUUAGUGAACUGCACCAGGGAGCCCAAGGCUGUCUGUCUCUCUCUUUCUCUCUUACUUAAAUGUCCCUUCUGAGUGUAUGUCAAAGAGAGAGAGAGAUUGUACACAUGUAAACCUUUGUAAGUUUGUGUGAGUGUGUGUGUGUGUGUGUGUGUGUGUGUGUGCGUGUGAGAGAGGAAGAGAGAGAAUGAGCGAGUAUCCAAGACUGUAGUGCGAGACAUCCAUUCGAUGAAACUUCUUGUGCAGUUUGUGUGCACAAGUCAUCUGAAAAUAAAACAAAAUACGAAAAUCCCAUGACAUGUGGCAGCUUUUUGUUUCACCCCCCCCACCCCUUUUUUCCUUUUUUUCUUCCCUCAUAGCCAUACUUAUUGGAGAGAAAUCGUCCACUGGUUAAUUUAUACACGAGCACCUGACAUUCUGCGUGCUGUGUGUACUGUCAUGUUCUUUUUUUUUUUUUUUUUUUGAUGUUCAUCCAAAUCCUGACCGUGAUAUUUAAAUUUAAAAAAUAAAUACUUGGGGGAUUUUUAUGAAACAUUUUUCUUUCUCCUGAAGCUUUUUAAUGUGUGUGUGUGUGUGUGUGGGUGUUUUGAAAGAAGUUUCAAUCUUGGUGUCUUAUUAAGAACACCGUAAGAGACUAUUAAAUGACGUCACUCCUGUAAUGGGCAGAAUCUCUUUAUUGUAUGAAAACUUUUACUUGGUGGAAUUUCUUUUCUUUGUUUUUUUUCCCCCCCUUGUACUUUGGCGGUCAUCGUUCCAUCCAGAGCUGAUUGCUAUGUGAUUCUUAUUAGUUAUUAAUGAUGUCUUCUGCUCAGUUCUCUCUCGUAUUCAUGUGGCAUGCUUUGUAAAUAAGAUUUGGCCAUUUGGGAUGAGUGCGACACCAAUAAAGAAGCACUGUUUCGUA
Clarias gariepinus (North African catfish) is the source of this 3065-nucleotide messenger RNA. It is a transcript of the gene rtf1, whose product is annotated as RTF1 homolog, Paf1/RNA polymerase II complex component. Bases 81 to 2123 code for a protein of 680 amino acids. The transcript is spliced from 18 exons. NCBI's taxonomy places the organism in Eukaryota, Metazoa, Chordata, Actinopteri, Siluriformes, Clariidae. Gene Ontology annotation, cellular component: Cdc73/Paf1 complex. The record is from RefSeq and is a predicted model, not a curated record. Gene Ontology annotation, molecular function: DNA binding; RNA polymerase II C-terminal domain phosphoserine binding.